This is a messenger RNA of Rana temporaria (common frog), 1404 nucleotides long. RefSeq lists its product as uncharacterized. NCBI's taxonomy places the organism in Eukaryota, Metazoa, Chordata, Amphibia, Anura, Ranidae. The transcript is spliced from 3 exons. The coding region runs from base 108 to 797 and encodes 229 amino acids. The record is from RefSeq and is a predicted model, not a curated record.
AAAAAUGAUCAUCCCUGACAUCACUUGUUGCUAUCCUAGGAUUUUUAUUUUCCUCUUCCUGUGUGAAUAUACCUCUUCCGGGUCAUCAUUGUGCUUCCCAUUCCAAAAUGAACGACGAUGAGAUGGCAUGUAUGAUGGCAGCAGUCACUGCCACCUCGUAUAUGCUAUACCAGGGACAGAGGAGAAGGAAGAGGGCACGGAGAUAUUGGAUCCACCCUGUAAUUGCCGGUCGGGAAGAAACAGGUCAAUUUUGGGUCCUUUAUAAAGAUCUCCGAGAGCACGAGGAGAAAUUCCUGGACUACACCAGGAUGUCUAUGAAAAGUUUUGAUGAGUUGCUAGAACUGCUCAGCGGUAGAUUACAGAGGAUGGACACCUAUUUCCGCAAUUCCAUACCCCCUGUGGAGCGACUUAUCAUCACACUGAGAUAUUUAUCAACUGGACAGUCUCUAGGAAGUCUACAUUAUGCCUUCCGUAUAGGCAAGUCUACAGCGAGUUAUAUUAUACGUGACACCUGCUCUGCUAUAUGGGAGGUUCUCCAGGAAGUAGUGUUCAAGAAACCUACUGCACAGGAAUGGGCACAGAUUGCGGAGGUAUUCUGGCAACGCUGCAACUUUCCCAAUUGUGUCGGAGCAAUAGAUGGGAAGCACAUUAGGAUUGUGAAGCCCAUGAGAAGUGGAAGUGAAUUCUUCAAUUACAAGAAAUAUUUCUACAGCAGCAGAUGCAAACUACUGUUUUACAUACAUAGACAUUGGGUCAUAUGGGAGCAGCGCGGACUCAACCAUGUUUGGAAACUCUAACUUUGGUCAAAUGCUGCGAUCAGAUGAUCUUGACCUACCACAAUGCCGUCCUCUCCCAGGCACAAAUGGCCCUCCACUACCAAGUGUUUUUGUGGGUGAUGAGGCCUUUUCUUUGGGGACAAAUCUCCUGCGGCCUUAUUCGGGGCAUAGUUUGACAGAGGAGAGAAGGGUAUUCAACUACCGCCUAACCCGGGCACGGCGAGUAGUUGAAUGCACUUUUGGAAUACUUGCCAAUAAGUGGCGGCUUCUGCACACUCCCAUAGUGUUAAACAUGCAGAAUGCCGUCACGGCUGUCAAAGCUGCGUGCGCCUUGCACAAUUUUGUGAGGCAGCGCGAUGGCUUCGAUUUCGAAGAACCGGUUACUGAGACUCUGGAAAGAGCUCAGUGGACUGGUGUCCGUGGGAACAGGCAGGGCUCCCAUGUACGGGAUCAGUAUGCCGCAUAUUUUAUGUCUCCUGAAGGACAGGUGCCAUGGCAGCUGGAUUCCAUUUAAUUAUUAAUAUUAUUCUUUUUUUGUGAAACUGUCAAUGCUUGACGUACUUUUUUGAAGAAUACAUCAUAUGCUGUUGUAAUAAAAUAAAAUAAAAAUAUGUUAUUGAUGUAUUAA